UGACGAUGACGACGACGACGAUGAAGACUCUGAGGAGGACUCGGAAGAAGAUGAAAAGGCGCCACCCCCUGCACCGGCAGCUUCAGCCGGUGGCGGCUGGUGGGGGGGCAUACUGGCGACGGCAACGGCCACUGCGACCGCAACCGCUAGCGCUGCAUUGAAGCAGGCUGGUGCUGCGUAUCAGGAGAUCCAGAAGAACGAGGAGGCCAAGAAAUGGGCUGAGCAGGUCCGCGGGAACGUGACAAACCUGCGAGAGCUUGGCGGUGAUCUUCGACAACGCGCCAUGCCUACUUUCGCCGAGCUUCUCAACACUCUUGCGCCGCCAAUUUCUCAGCACGAGCGUCUCCUCAUCCACAUCACGCACGAUCUGGUGGGCUAUCCGUCCCUGGAUCCACUCAUUUAUGGCGUGUUCAACCGGGUCAUGUCACAAGUGGAGGGUGGCGACCUUUUGGUCGUGCAGCGUGGCCACGAGAGCACUGUUCGUCGCUCCUCAGAUGCCGCCUACCGCUCAGGAUCGAGCUCGGCGGGCUGGCGAGACGGCCCCUGGUGGAGACAGGCCGAGAUCGCACGCGAUCUUGGAGCUGUCCGCGGUCUUGUGGAAGGCACAAAGCUCUGCCGUGUCAGUGCCGAGAGCUACGCUUCAGACUAUUUCGCAAGCAGCGGCGGCAUUGGAGCGGCCCAGAAGCGUGCCCUUGAGCCCGCAAGCGAGGAGAAUCCCGUCCGGACUAGCGACAUCUUCCUUGCUGUGCAGGCCAUCACCACGGAAAGCGAUUCAGUCCUGUUUGCAGGCAGCGCAAGCGGCGGGAAGGAGAAAGAGGAAGAAAGCGAGGAGCGCUCGGAGAACGAGAUUGUUUUUGCCGUCUAUGUCCACGAUCCGAUUCACGACAUCACCUACAGCUCCCUGAGCCAGGCCAUGCCUGCCAAGUGGAUUCGGUGGCUCGACGCCGCGAGCCCCCUGACGCCUGCCAGUGGCGAGUCUGACGCCGGCCAUAGUCACGAGUUUGACCAUGUUCCCGAGGAAAUCCGGGAGAUUGUCGAGAGUGGUGGCGUAGACCCGCGUGAGUGGGUGGCCGAGUGGGUCGAGGAGUCACUGAGUCUGGCCGUGGGCAUCGUCGCGCAGCGCUACGUCGCUCGCCGGAUGGGCGUCGGCGAUGGCAGCCUGGGCAAGGGCAAGGCCAAGACGGAGUCAUUGGUGCAGAGUGGCGCUGGGGAGGCGGCGCGGGCUGGUCUGCUCUGAGUUGCGCUUGGGAGGUUGACAGGCGGUGGAUCUUUGUGCCCGUUGGAAGGAGAACAUGGUGCAAUUGCACCCAAUCGCGUAGCAGGAUACGAAUGUGAUUUCUCAUCAAACUGGCUCAAUGCAUGUUUGUACAGCUUGGUUUGGCUUUGCGGAGAUGGUGUGUUCUGAGAUUUGUGUGCCUGGUGUUGUGCGUCGCAGCCAGUCUGAUGAGGUGACCUGCCAUUGUUCAAAGGUGGAAGGAUUCAUAUAUGCCUUUGCCGAUCAGUUUUCCCUGUUCGCAAAGGGCACAUUUUCAUGACAACUAGGACGGAAUUUUGGAUCACAGAAAAUACGGGCCCUGUCUGUGUAUGCGAGAGAGAGAGCACAGUUGCUUGGACGUGGGCUGUAUGCAGUUUUGCGCCAUCACCACUACCACCACGCCAGAU
This is a messenger RNA of Microdochium trichocladiopsis, 1662 nucleotides long. RefSeq names its product maintenance of telomere capping protein 1. Lineage: Eukaryota; Fungi; Ascomycota; Sordariomycetes; Xylariales; Microdochiaceae. The coding region runs from base 284 to 1237 and encodes 317 amino acids. The record is from RefSeq and is a predicted model, not a curated record. The transcript is spliced from 2 exons.